Molecule: messenger RNA, 3549 nt
Organism: Cantharellus anzutake
Lineage: Eukaryota; Fungi; Basidiomycota; Agaricomycetes; Cantharellales; Hydnaceae
Exons: 24
Coding region: 1-3549 (1182 amino acids)
Biological process (GO): protein phosphorylation
Cellular component (GO): cytoplasm
Molecular function (GO): ATP binding; protein serine/threonine kinase activity
Source: RefSeq, a predicted model, not a curated record
AUGCAGCAACUCGGGGAUCUACUUGGGAAAGGUGCCUUCGGCCAAGUUUACCGGGCGUUGAAUUGGACAACUGGAGAAACCGUUGCUGUUAAGCAAAUCCAGUUAUCCAGCAUACCCAAGGCUGAGCUUGGGGAGAUCAUGUCAGAGAUAGAUCUACUAAAAAAUUUGAAUCACCCAAACAUCGUGAAGUACAAGGGCUUCGUCAAAACCCGUGAAUAUCUAUACAUUAUUCUAGAAUAUUGUGAAAACGGCUCCCUCCAUAAUAUUUGCAAAAAAUUUGGGAAGUUUCCUGAGAACUUGGUCGCUGUCUAUAUCUCACAAGUUCUGGAAGGUCUCGUGUACCUUCAUGAACAAGGCGUUAUCCACAGGGAUAUCAAGGGAGCAAACUUACUUACAAACAAAGAUGGACGUGUGAAACUUGCGGAUUUUGGGGUGGCGACCACCCAUAACGGAGCCAUCAAUGACGCGGCUGUGGUCGGAUCCCCAUAUUGGAUGGCGCCGGAGGUUAUCGAGCAAUCUGGCGCAACUACGGCCUCCGACAUUUGGAGUGUGGGAUGCGUCGUUAUAGAGCUUCUGGAAGGAAAGCCCCCAUACCAUUUCUUGGACCCCAUGCCCGCUUUGUUUCGCAUUGUACAAGACGAUUCCCCACCAAUACCUGAGGGCGCUUCUGCUAUCGUGAAGGAUUUCCUUUAUCACUGUUUUCAGAAGGAUUGUAACCUGCGAAUUUCAGCUAAAAAGCUACUCAAGCAUCACUGGAUGGUAUCUGUACGAAAGCAACUGAAGACUGAUGGCAUUUCGGGGGAGAAUUCCCUUUCAAAUUUUGAUGAAGCCUUGCAGAAGGUGCAAGAAUGGAACGAAGCUUUAAAGUCACCUUCCCGGCCGUUGAGGCAAAAAGAUCAAGUUUCUCCUUUUGAACAACGUGAUCGUCGAAUAGUUUCACCAACACUACCCACUUCGAAAAACGGAACGAGCAGCAAUAAUCCCCUGUUAAAUUUUUCGCACGGCCUUUCUCUCCCUCUGUCAAACCAACUACUCCCUGUUGACAAGAACCCCAAUGGAGUACUCAUCCAGCAACCGGAAGAAGACAACGAUAACUGGGACGACGACUUUGAGGGUAAUAUCCUUCUCGAAAAACUCAGAGCGGAUAAGUCUGUCGAUGCGGAUAAGUGCGAGAUGGAAGACAAUGCGCAAACAAUUCGGCCCACUAAGAGUCCAAGCAUAAAGGGUCUUGAUGUUUCGGAACAACUGCAGGAUUUACCCCCGAUUGUUGAAGACUAUUCCGACAUCGCUGGAGAUGAAGAUAACGAUCUUCAAGCAAAGGUCAAGGAAUUCAAAAUGAGGACUACUGCUCGGAAAACAUUGUAUCAUCCCGAUGACAUUAAAGGCCUCGGGUAUACACAACCUCGGUCACGGUCCGGACCUUCAUCUUCAAGCAACUUUUCCUCAUCCCCUCCUCGUUCUCCCUCUAGGCAUACUCGUUCGUUAUCGUUGGGCAGUGGAUCAGUGGGCAAGUCGGAGGCGCGUUGGCUCCAUACCCAGAGUAAACUUGGCAGAUACAUCGAAGGCGAUGAGGAAGAUUAUGAAGAUGUAUUUGCGACCUCAAACGAUGCGCUCCCAAGCUCUUCCGCUUCAACUCUGCAACUGACCACGCGGCUCUCGAGAAAGUCCUGGUUCGGUGACGAUGACCUGGGCGAUGACGACCCGUUCGCUGAAAUAGAUGAAGAGUUCGCCGAGAACGAUCUUGAGACUAACCUCAUUCGGGACAGAUUUGCUCGACUGUGCGCUUUAAUCUCUCAGCUGGUGGACCAACUUGUUCCCACUGCUGCUGAUUACACCUUACGAGAGAUAUGCCAUCAAUUAUUAGUUGUGCUCACAGAAAACCCAGACAUGCAAGUUCAGUUCGUUUUGUCCCACGGACUCCUUGCUGUUGUUGAGAUCCUGGAAUCACGACCUUCUCGGGAUGUCCUAAUCAGCCUUCUCAAAUUAACUAAUAUGCUAGUCACAAAUGACUUAGGCAUCCUGGAGAGUUUCUGUUUAAUAGGAGGUAUUCCUGUCGUCAUGGCAUUCACAAGCAAGAAAUAUUCCUUGGAAUGUCGUUCGGAAGCCUCCAACUUUGUCCAACUUCUUUGCCAAUCCUCGAUGCUGACCCUACAAAUGUUCAUUUCCUGUCGAGGACUUAAAGUCCUCGUUGAGCUACUCGACGAGGAUUAUUCAGAGCAGAAAGACCUCGUUGUGCACGCUUUGAGCGGUGUAGCCAGUGUUUUCGAACUGCAAAGUCCCACAUCUAAAAAUGACUUCUGCAGGAUGUUCAUUCGGGAGGGUCUGCUGGACCCUCUGACGUCUGCUUUACUGAGUAUCAUUGCGUCUCAGCACGCUUCGAGUCCCGAGCCUAAAGCAAAGGCCUUGCAAAUACUUCUCAUCUUUUGCCAGGUCUCGCAAUCGGACAGCCAUGUGCGCCAAGCUCUUGGGACUCGAAAACUGAUUCGACGCCUGUUACGUGCAUGUGAACUUCUCGACCCUGAAUACAUCGUAACGAUGUUGAAGGCGAUUAAACAUCUUUCAAUGAAUUCGACACUUCUGGAUGUCCUUCAGAAUUCGAAUGCGAUUGAAAUCCUGGUGCAAAUUCUUGCUAAAGCCAUGGACUCCCAAACCACCGAAACGUCCAAUCACAUUUUCCAAACUUGCUUCAAUCUCUGUCGCCUCAAUAAGCUGCGACAAGAGGAGGCGGCACAAGCUGGAAUUAUUCCACACUUGUUGAGGAUCAUCGACGUCAACUCGCCUCUCAAACAAUUUGCUCUGCCCAUACUUUGUGACCUAGCAAGUGCCGGGAAGAGUUGCAGAUCACUGCUAUGGCAACACAAUGGCCUAUCCGUUUAUCUAAAUCUCUUAUCAGACCCAUACUUCCAGGUCAGCGCCUUGGAAGCAAUAUUAUCGUGGCUUCAAGAUGAAACAUCGCGUGUCGAAGAUAUCGUCGGCGAAGCCACAGCAGUGGAUCAGGUGGUCAACUGCUUCAUCAACGCCAAGGCCAACUCUUUCGAAAAUCUACUGGACCCAUUCAUCAAAAUUUUUCGAAUAUCAUCUUCCAUCACUCUGGCCAUUUCGGCAUCUCCAAAAUUCCUGAAGAAGCUGGUUGAACGACUUAAUCAUAACAAAGCUAUUGUUCGCCUCAACUUGCUCCGCAUCCUCCGAGCAAUCUGCGACACCUCACAGGAUAAGCAAGCUCUUGUUCAACGCUACGGUUUUCACAAUGCCGUGCAAAAACUCAGCCAGAAUGAUGGUGCCGUUCUUGUACGAGAAUUAGCCCGGGAAAUAGCACCGGCCCUUAUGCCAAAUUCAUCCACGGCGGGCGGCGUUGAACCAGAGCAAUCGAAUACUGAUGCACGAGGGGGAAGAAGGCGAACACCUGGGCGAAGAGCUGCAUCGGAUGCCUCAGGACUUGCAUAUAAAGUUGAAACUGUCUUACUUCCCAAACCUGGGCGUGGGCGACUGAAACCGGUGCCACGGACCAAAUUGAACGACCUAUGGAGAGCCUCGGAAGACAGGAAUUAG